AUGGAAGCAAUGGACGCUAUGACUAUGGAGGAAUUCCACGCCUGGGCUGCCGAGAUGGAUGAAUACAUCGCGAGCUUCGAAAACGGAAGUGCUUCCCAUCACGGCGCUGUGGCUCCCGGCGGCGAACAUGGACCAAGUGUCGCGCAGGAGUCAGAACUCAUUGCUGGUCCACAUGGAGGCCAUUCAGUGCAGGACUCUUACGAACCGCAAGAUUUCCCGCCCAACUUCGAUCCCUCUUUCGGCUGGUACUUCAACACCCCGUCCAACUCGCAGCCAAUUGCAAGCUCUUCAACAGCUCCGACGCCUGCGUUGCCCACCACUAUGAACUCCCCCUCCGCCUAUGGCGCUCCUGUUCCUGGAAAUGGGUCGCCUGCAAAGUACACGAGAAGUCAGCUUGUCGUCGAAAUGCCCCAGUACGUCCGCCCUCCUCGCGGCAUCACCAUCACCGCAGAGGAGAUUCUCACCUUCUGCCCGAGGUGGACUAUCUGCCCUGAGGUCGCCCGUCGCUUCCAAAGCAACGGUAUCACAAUCGGCAUGGCGGUGGACACGCAACUGAAGGCUAUCAAUCGUCUUGGCAACGUGAAUGAGAAGCAGAAAGCAAUCAAUCGGAUGAAACAAGAUUUCGCCCAGGGAGGUAGACUCUUCUUUAGCUGCCUCAAGUGGAAGAAGCAGAUCGCCAUCGAUCACGGCCAGGACGAUGAUCUGACCGCCAAUGAUUGGCACACUCGUGACGAGCAUGCCAUUGCGAACGGCAUCGGUCUUGAUGGUAAGGCACCCGGUCCGCAGAAGAGCCAGUGGGUGGACAUCCCGCUCUCAAGAUUCUUCACCAACGUGCCUUUAGCCAACUUUCCCACUGGCUGUGGCCGUGGUACCAUGACCGUUUGCCUCGAGGCAAUCCACCACUACCCAGCACACAUGCAAGAUAAGUUGACGACGGCAGACUGGGGCUGGAUAGUCGAGUCUAUCAAGCAGUCUGGCAAUGGCAUCGCUCUUGUGGCUGCACGACCCGGCCAGAAUCUUGAUCAGGACUUCGUGGAACGUUUCAAAGCCUCGAACUAG
Molecule: messenger RNA, 1059 nt
Organism: Cercospora beticola
Lineage: Eukaryota; Fungi; Ascomycota; Dothideomycetes; Mycosphaerellales; Mycosphaerellaceae
Source: RefSeq, a predicted model, not a curated record